CCAAGAACUUACUCCUUAGGAAUUAGUCUAACAGCACCGACCUGAUUAAGACGAAGUGAAAUGAGCAAGAUAUAAGCGUUACUACUAAAAUGGAUCCGAAGGAAUUUAAAAAAUUUGCCAAAGAAGCCAUCGACUAUGUGGUUGAAUACAAUGAAAACAUAAGGGACAGAACAGUUUUGCCAGAUAUCAGUCCAGGAUAUUUGCAUACCUUGCUCCCUGAAGAGGUACCCAAGCAUCCUGAGCACUGGACUGAGAUAAUUCCUGACAUUGAACGGUUUAUAAUGCCUGGUAUCACCCACUGGAAUUCUCCAAUGUUCAAUGCAUAUUUUCCAGCCGGCCAAUCAUACCCUAGUAUUGUCGGAGAUAUUUUAAGUUCUGGAAUUGGUUGUAUUGGAUUUAACUGGAUGACAAGUCCUGCUUGUACAGAACUUGAAGUUAUUGUGUUAGACUGGCUGGCAAAACUUAUGCACCUCCCUGAACACUUUCUUGCAAAAUCAAAAGGACCAGGAGGUGGAAUAAUCCAGGGCUCGGGGAGUGAAGGAAUACUAGUAGCACUGAUCAUAGCGAAAGACAAAAUGGUGAAAAUGGUCAAGAAGAACCACCCGGAUUGGGACGAAGAAUUAAUAAAGACAAAACUUGUUGCUUAUUCUUCAGAUCAAUCGAAUUCAUCGAUAGAAAAGGCAGGCCUUUUAGGCUCAAUGAAGACGCGACUGAUCCCUUCUGACGAACAUGGCAGGCUCGAUGGUAACUCCCUGAAAGCUGCGUUUUUGGAAGACAAAAAGAAAGGUCUUCUGCCAUGCUUUGUCGUCGCAACUCUAGGGACAACAGGGACUUGCGCCUUUGACAAUCUUAAUGAAAUUGGUCCUAUCUGUCAAAAUGAACAUGUAUGGCUUCAUGUUGAUGCAGCAUAUGCUGGUGCUGCGUUUAUUUGCCCAGAGUACACAUAUUUAAUGGGUGGAGUAGAAUAUGCCGACAGUUUCAAUAUGAACCCGCAUAAAUGGCUAUUGAUCAAUUUUGAUUGUUCCGCGUUCUGGAUUAAGGACCGAAAUUGUCUGAUAGACGCUUUUUGCGUUGAUCGCAUCUAUCUCCAAGAGAAGUGUAACACUGACAAAAAAUGGUGCCCGGAUUUUCGUAAUUGGGAGAUUUCGUUGGGAAGAAGAUUCAGGGCGUUGAAGCUGUGGUUGACACUCAGACUUUACGGUACAUUGAACCUACAGGCAUACAUAAGAAAGCAUAUUUCUCUUGCUAAACAAUUUGAGCUAUAUGUGAAGCAAGAUAGCAGGUUCGAACUGAUAACCCCAGCAAGCAUGGGCCUUGUCUGUUUCCGAAUAAAAGGAGAAGAUAAGAUUACAAAAGACCUUGUAACCGCAUUAAUUAACAAAAAACGCAUAUAUGUUAAUGCGGCAACUUUCAAAGACAAAUAUUUCAUCCGCUAUGCGAUUUGCAGUAGGUAUAUGGAGCAAGAGGACGUCCAGCUGGCUUGGAAAAUGAUAACAACAGAAGCAAGUUUGAUUUUAGCAAAAAAGGAAAUUAAACUCGAUGAAUUUAUAGCCCAUGAUAAAAAUGAAAACAAUUUAUGGGGGAAAGUUUUGGAAGAAUCAUUAGUGCCUUAUCUCAUAUGAAAAACAAGAUAAAAGAAAAUUACAAUCAUUAAUUUCUUUAAGAAAAAAAUACGUAAGAAUUAUAAACAAAUUUGAAAUUGUAUUUGAACUAAAUUUGACUUGAUUUUCAGUUAUUAGCUUAUUCGAAACUGUUUCUUGGUGAAAUUAAAAUAGCAGUAAAUGUAGUUUUAUUUUCUAUAUUUUAACGCUACCACAAUAAAUUCAGAUUUUCUC
Molecule: messenger RNA, 1835 nt
Organism: Cimex lectularius (bed bug)
Lineage: Eukaryota; Metazoa; Arthropoda; Insecta; Hemiptera; Cimicidae
Product: aromatic-L-amino-acid decarboxylase-like
Exons: 12
Coding region: 90-1622 (510 amino acids)
Biological process (GO): amino acid metabolic process; catecholamine metabolic process
Molecular function (GO): pyridoxal phosphate binding; aromatic-L-amino-acid decarboxylase activity
Source: RefSeq, a predicted model, not a curated record